Molecule: messenger RNA, 1117 nt
Organism: Sitodiplosis mosellana (orange wheat blossom midge)
Lineage: Eukaryota; Metazoa; Arthropoda; Insecta; Diptera; Cecidomyiidae
Product: odorant receptor 22c-like
Exons: 4
Coding region: 222-1076 (284 amino acids)
Biological process (GO): detection of chemical stimulus involved in sensory perception of smell; sensory perception of smell
Cellular component (GO): plasma membrane
Molecular function (GO): odorant binding; olfactory receptor activity
Source: RefSeq, a predicted model, not a curated record
UUCUAUACAAUCUUUCCCCUUUAAAAUUGUCUGCCAUACUUUUGUUGCCAAAAACCUUGUUUGCCAAUUAUUUUCGUUUUUAAUUCUAAAUUAGAGUCAAUGUGCAUUUUUCCUAAUAUCUAAUUUUUUUUCAUUUUCUUCUUUUCUUUUCAAUUGUGUCAACAAACUCUCAUCUAGGCCGAGAAAAUGAUGCAGCCAACAUUUACUGGAGCACCGAGCAAAUGUGUCGCAAAUACACGAAACUAAUUUUUGGUUACAUUUUUUGUCAUCAAUCGACAUUUGGAGCUGCUCUCCUCUAUUCUUUUUACCUCAUUCGCUUUGGAAAUUUCGAUACGUCGACAUGGUUUUUGCCUUUCACCAUGGUCGUUCCAUUCGAUACAAGUUCUGUCGAGGGAUGGUACUGGUUUUGGUUCAUUCAAUUCAGUGCUAGUCUUUCGUACAUCAUGUGCAUGGUGUCAGUUUCGUCGUACUUUAUGUGCUGCUGCUUUUACAUUGAGGCAAUUUGUGAUCGUUUUGGCGUCAUUAUAAACUCGAUUCGCAAGAGUGUCAAACAAAAUCAAAUUGAAAAAGAUAAGCCAAAAUUCCUUGAAAAUCGGUCCAAAAUUAGGGAUCAAAUUCAUGAUGCAAUCGAUCUUCAUGUUAAUAUUUUCCAAAUCUUCAAGAUGGUGUCCAAUAUCAAUAGCGGAACAAUAUUUGCUCUCCUCCCUGUGAAUGCAAUUUUUCUUGGAAUAUCAAUGUACAGCACAGAAAACUCAGUCGCGGAUAUGUCGCCCGCAUUCAUGCUUUACAACGUACUUUGUAUUGUGAGCUCAGUUAUGUGGCCAUACUUUUUCGCCCACUUUGCAACCAAAAUCACUGAGCGGGUUUCAUCCAUUGGCGACGUUGUCUACGAUUCGAAUUGGUAUGAUUAUCCCAUCGAAUUCAGGAGAUACAUCGUGUUGAUCAUCGCUCGUUCCCAUCAAGAGGUAAACUUCACUGGAUUCAAUUUGAUCAGUUGCACAUUGGCGGGUUUUGGAAAGAUUGUAAGAUCUUCUUGCUCUUUCUACUUACUUUUCCGAAGUUUUGCCCAGCAGUAAAGUGAUGACAUUAUUGGUGUUGGAGGCACAGCCAAAAAUGC